AUGGUAGAACGUCACGGUGCAUAUAGCGAUGAGCAAUUAUUGGGACAAAUGCAUGAUCAAAAUUUGGUCUCGUUUAACAUUGAAGAUCAAAAUGAUACAGAAUCAUCCACUUCCAUUUCGGUAACAACGAAACGAAAACAACGACGCUAUCGAACAACAUUUAAUAAUUUUCAAUUAGAAGAAUUAGAACGUGCUUUCCAAAAGACACAUUAUCCAGAUGUAUUUUUUCGUGAAGAAUUAGCUUUACGUAUUGAUUUGACUGAAGCACGAGUUCAGGUUUGGUUUCAAAAUCGACGUGCAAAAUGGCGUAAGCAAGAAAAAAACUCUCUUAGUCCGUUAUUGAAACAGCAUGGUAUACAAAAAGAUUAUUCGAAUAUGAUAUCUAUACCAGUAUGCACGACUCCAUUGAGUCCACCAUUAUUAUUUUCAACGCCACCACCUACAAAUGGAAAUUAUCACGAAAUAUCACUGUACAAUAAUCAAUAUCAAAGUACACCAUCGACCUCAUUAAACAUCGAAUCAAUAUCACCAUUACAACAAUCCUCAAAUUCAUUAUUUCUUGACUAUAACUGGUCUAACAAUUUUAGCAAUACACCAAUUGUUAGCAAUAAUCAUUCAAAUUAUGGUACAUACACCAAUAUUUUAACUAUAGAUAAAUUAAAAGAUGAUAAACAAAAGUUAAUCGAUACAUCAACUGAUACAUCAAUAUGUAUAAUCACAGAUGGUAUUGAUAAUGUUGCAUAUACAACAAAACGAAGAUUAUCAAAUGAUGACAAUACUGAUAAUACAAAACAAUCUGAUUUUGAUGAAAAUCAAUAUUUGAAUAUCACUGAUAAUAAUACUGUUGUACAACAUGAAAAAAAUUUAAAGAAUAAAUUACAUAAUUGUUUAGAUGAAAUUGUUGAUAAUGAUAAAAAUGAUAAUUAUGAUGAUAUAUUCACUUAUUUUAAUACGCUGUAA
Molecule: messenger RNA, 960 nt
Organism: Chrysoperla carnea
Lineage: Eukaryota; Metazoa; Arthropoda; Insecta; Neuroptera; Chrysopidae
Product: paired mesoderm homeobox protein 1-like
Exons: 5
Coding region: 1-960 (319 amino acids)
Biological process (GO): regulation of transcription by RNA polymerase II
Molecular function (GO): RNA polymerase II transcription regulatory region sequence-specific DNA binding; DNA-binding transcription factor activity, RNA polymerase II-specific
Source: RefSeq, a predicted model, not a curated record